Ixodes scapularis (black-legged tick) is the source of this 3502-nucleotide messenger RNA. Its product is annotated as cell wall protein AWA1-like. Lineage: Eukaryota; Metazoa; Arthropoda; Arachnida; Ixodida; Ixodidae. The record is from RefSeq and is a predicted model, not a curated record. The coding region runs from base 500 to 2524 and encodes 674 amino acids. The transcript is spliced from 2 exons.
AGGUCAUGACUAGUCCUCCUCUCCGCGGGAGCCCGCCCGUCGUAUAAAAUCUAGAACAAGUUCAUGGUGAAAUAGUUGCACGGGCCGGCAUUGAUCCCCGUGGAUGCCGAGAGGAGCUCUUGCCUGCUGCCCGCAGUCGAAAUUUGGAGGGCGACCAGGUAACACCUCUUCGGCGCCCGUUCCUGGACCUUCUGGAACCCGAGUGUGCUUCUGCCGGAGGACGUCGCCGCACCUCGCCGAGCCUGCCGUUUCUCCUCUUUGAAGAACUGUGAACCGUCCCUCGCGCCCGAGACUGUGUGCGAACCUCGGACCUACGAACCCCGUGUUUGGUUUUGUUGCUCUGGCGCUUCUUGACUGUGGGCUUCGUGCGCUGUUCUUGUCGUCGACGACUUGCGGCGUUCCUUGGACUUGGCGAGUGACGCCCGUCUUGCUUGCCUGGAGUGGAGUGUGAAGACCUUGGGACUUUUUUUCCGUCGUCAGGGGUGACUCUUGGUAGGAGAUGCAUACGGCUGUGAUCUGCACUCUUCUCUUCGGCCUGACGGCGGCCCAGAACUUCUACCUCCAGCAAGCAAUGGACGGAAGCCUCGGGCAGCCGUUCAUGCAGCCCAGCAUGCUCUCGUUCACCGCAGCCGAGUCCAACUCCAAGCCUUCCUUCUUCAGGAGGCCCUUCUUCUCAGGCGGCGGCGGAGGAGGCAGUCGCCCUCCAGGAAAGUCCUUCUUCGGGAUCAGAACACCGUCCUUCUUGUCGGGUCUCAAGACCUCCGGGAGCUCUCCGCGUCCUAGCUUCUUUUCUUUCGCGAGGCCCCAGCAAAACUCGUUUCCGCAGCACAUUCCCCUAGGCCAGCUUGAAGCUUCAGGCGCCCACACUACGUUCCAUACGAUUCCUCUACACGGAGGCAUGAGGUUGCCGUUUUCUGCCGGAGCGGUACUGCAACAGGCGCCUUCUCACAUUGCUCAGGCUACAGAAUACGCUGAGAGCCAAGCGGACGGUGACCGUUCACCCAACGCGUUCUCCGGGAUCCACAUCUUUCCGCAGCAAGGCGGCAGUUCCUUCGGCUCCCAGAACGGAGAGCAGGACAGUUACCAGCAGCAAGUUAAUUCCGUUGUCCAGCUGACGCCAGCUGCCAGUGGAAGCUAUGGCUACAAGACGGACGGGUCUAACGUCUACAACGGCAUUAUGACGGCGCAACUCGGCGUUCCGGUCAGCCUAACCAACUUCGGUGAUGGUCCUGUCUCGAUUCCCGUCGGGGCAUCUGGACACGGCCAGCAGUCUGAUAGUAGCAGCGAUGGUCAAGGUUACGGACAUUCUUCCGAUUCGUACUCUUCGUCUCAAGGCAGCGGUUCUCAGAAGGCUCACCAACAGGAUCAGCCGUAUUCCGGUUAUUCGAGUGGCUAUCAGGGGCAGUCAAAUUCCGGGUCGAGCUACGGAAGCAGCUCCGCCAGCCUCUACAACGGUGGCACGACGGGUACGCGGUACAUCACGGCUCCUUCUCACUCGCCUAACAUCGGUUACUACGCAUCUCAGGCCGGCUCCGGAUACGGCGGCUCCCCUACCACUUUCACGCUGACGUCCGCUAACGGCUACGCCGGAUCCGCUGCCUCCGGUUACGGAGGAGGUUCCUCUGGAGGCUACGAACCUUCCAUGCAAACGCAGGGUUCCAACUCAAAUAAAUACGGCCCAGCCUACACACUGGUGGGGACAACGAGUUACGGAGGAUCCUCGUCUGGAAACUACCCCAAUCAACAAUCAUCCGGGUAUAUCACGGCACCGGCGUCCUACGCCGUUCCCGUCUCCUCCUCAGGCUACAGCGGUUCGUCCGGCAGUUUUACGGCGCCCACACGAGGCUACACUUCCAGCCAACCGUCUUCUGGCUACACAACGACUUACACCAGUGGGUCGCCGACUAAGUACACGUCCACGGGAAGCGGGUAUGGCAGCAACUAUGGCUCAUCAUCUGGCCAGGGAGCAUCUUCUUCGGUAGCGUACGACAACUCUCCAGCCAGCUACGACUCGCAAGGAUCCUUCGGUGACCGCUAUCCUCCAUCGUCGGGCUACGGUGGACCCACGUCCGCGGCGUACACCGCCAAGCGCCCAUCCACCAACUACCCAAGCACGACAACGUCCUACAAGAAUUCUCAGAGCGCGUCCGCCGCCUUGGCCCAAGCACUCAAGGCGUACGCGAACGGUAACGUCAAGUACGUUUCCACAAAGCCGGCAUCGUCAACCACGGACACGGCUUACUCGUCCUCGUACAGUUCAAGCGGAGGUUCCUCGGGGUACUCGAAGGAUGCCGCAGCUCCGUACUUCCGCACAAAGGGCACCCCGACGUACAGCAAGUACACUGCCGACAGUUCUUUAAGCUUCUCGGACGGUGGCAAGACAUCUAGCAAGACUACCUCUUUCGAUCAGAGAACCGUGGGCCAGACGCUUCGGGUCAGCGGAGACGGUGCCAACAGCAGCGAUUCCUACAGCACAUCCACAAGGUCCACUAACUCACCGAGUAAAUCAUCGAGCACAGUUUAGGCCCCUGACGUUGUCUAUUUUUCCCUGGACAUUGAAGAAGGUGGGAUGAGGGGGGUAACAAUUUGGUCGGUUCUUAAAAGUCGAAGGGUAUUCUCGGUACUGUAGGUGGUGCAAGUUAGCAAUGUUGUACAUAAAUGCUCUCGAGUCGUCGUAUUGCGCUAGAGAUAACCUCGUUUCGGUGGGUCAUGCAACGCACUCCCCAACAUUUCACUUCACCUUUUUGUUUUGUGUUCGUGUUCAGUCAUCCUGUCGCUCCUUGUUUCGCCAUGAACCAAAACCCAUAUGUACGAAACUUGCAAGGAAUUUACAAGGAAUGGUUUCCAUGGCCUUUUUAAGGCCUGCAUAUUUCCUAUCGUGAAUCUUUCUUUUACUUUUUUUUAGAUGAUUUGUGUGUACUUAUUUAUGAAAUGCUGGCUGCUUCUUAUUUCGUUUUUAGCUUCUAAAAAUUAUGUAUGCGUGUGAUUGUAUGUUUUCUUUUUUCUUAAGAACUACCAUAGUCUGCUGUCAUGACGUAAUCUUGUUUCGAAUGUUCUUCUUUUUUUUUUGUAAUAGAAGUUACGUUGAUGCGCACUUUUGAGCGCACUUUAUUCUGUGUACGAUAAUAAUUUAUGUACGAAUAAUAAAGUAUUAUAUUUUCAGCGUUGUCAUGGGUUUGACCACGCUUUGACUCAGGAGCCUUUCAAACGAGGUAAGUUCAGCCGCGGUUUAACAUUAUAUAAAUUGGCCAUUCGGGCAGAGACUGUGCGUUAAUUAGAAGAAAGACACCUCUUUAUUAUGGGGGCAUCAUAAAUGUUACUGUAUCCUAUGUUGUAACUUAGUUUAGAAAUUUCCGGGUCAUCUGCAGUAGCUUAGCUAGACGUUAACGAUUUAGAGCAAGGGUCUCCAAACUUCUUGGCUAAGGGGCCGGUGGGGAUCGUUCGGAGUCCCGAGAAGCAAAAUCUAAAUAUAAAAAUGUAAAAAAAAAAAAAAAAAAAAAAA